AUGGAGCUAGGAGAGUCUCAGGGAAUCCUGAUUCUCUUCACAGGAGAGUCUCAGGGAAUCUCUGUGUGGGAGAGUCAUUACCAGCUCUGGCUGGGUCGCCACAACCUGUUCAAAAGGUAAGACACAGGCCAGCUUGUCCGGGUCCGUAACAGCUCCCUACUUGCACUCUGCAACUUGAGCCAUGUGAACCACAUCCUCAGUCUAGGGGAUGGUCGAAGUCACGACCUCAUGCUGCUCCGCCUGGCAGAGCCCGCCCAGAUAACAGAAGCUGUGAGGGUCCUGGACCUGCCCACCCAGGAACCCUAAGUGGGGGGCACCUGCUACGCCUAUGGCUGGGGCAGCAUCAAACCAGGUAAGUUUAUACACUCAAGGAAUCUCCAGUGUGUGGACCUCAAACUCCUAUCCAAUGAUGUAUGUGACAAACUUUACCUUCAGAAGGUGACAGAUUUCAUGCUGUGUGUUGGGUUCUGGAAGGUAAAAAAGAACACCUGCCUGGGUGAUUCAGGGGGUCCCCUGGUAUGUAAUGGCAUGUUUCAAGGUAUCACAUCAUGGGGCAGUAAGCCAUGUGCCAGAUGUAAAAAGCCCACCUUGUACAGCAAGCUGAUGCCUCAUCUGAAGUAUAUCAAGGAUGCUACGAGGGCCAACACCCGAAUGUUCUUUUCCAACCCUCUGCCCCUAAUAAAAUUGAGUAUACAUCAAUUUCUGGCAUCGUCUGGUCUUUUCUGGACACAGGGCACCUGGAAGUUCAGGAUCCACCUGGCAGAAGCUAGAACUUUCCCAGUCCCCCUGACUUGUGUCCUGAGGUGUGAAGUCAAGGACUAG
This is a messenger RNA of Puma concolor (puma), 822 nucleotides long. The record is from RefSeq and is a predicted model, not a curated record. Lineage: Eukaryota; Metazoa; Chordata; Mammalia; Carnivora; Felidae.